Messenger RNA from Labrus bergylta (ballan wrasse), 2093 nucleotides. Lineage: Eukaryota; Metazoa; Chordata; Actinopteri; Labriformes; Labridae. The record is from RefSeq and is a predicted model, not a curated record.
UGUCACAUCCAAAACCAUCCGACGUGAGAGGCAGGGUAGCUGAUGGCUAAACAAACACUGUUGUAUGUUGUGAUGCUAAAUGUUCGUGUAACUUUACUGUGGCGGGUCUUUUUUAAUGACUCUGUCACCAGAGUAACCGUGUGACGUCACUUUUUCUACGUUUGUUUGACGUUACUUAAAGUGACGUUGAAGGUUGACGUAAACAGUGAAGGCUAGCUGUCACCUGUCAGGUUUGACAUUUCUUGGUUUUAUUUUAUUUGACGAUUACGGUGACGUGUUGACAACAGGACUUGUUUCCUGUUUCCUUUUUCACCUCUCACCUCUCAGCUGCUUUCUUUGUCACUUUGCUUCUCUGUGGUGUUUGGAUGAUCUGAGCACUGGAGCUAGCUUAAGAUCAUAAUACUGCCCUUUGAUUUCGAGCUGGAUUGAACGUAUUUAGCAUCAGAUGUGAUCCUUCCUCAUGAAGCUGUCUGACUAACUGGUCCUGCUACCGGCUCGUUGAAACACAGCUUGUGUGUGUGUCAGCAGAGCAGGAUGUCAGACAGUGGGAAUCAGUCCUGUCUGAUGGGAGCAGAGGACACCCUGUCCUUCUUGGUCUGUGUGUUUCGCGCGUUGGAGGACUGGGCCGGCCUGGGUCAGGUGGAGGACUAUCUGAGUGUUUUGGAGUACCUACUGUGGGUCUUCACGCCUUUGGCCAUCGUCUUCAUCCUGCCCUUCCUCAUCGUCAUCCUGCUUUACCUCUCCAUACUCUUCCUCCAUGUCUAUAAGAGGAAGAAUCAACUGAGGGAAGCUUACUGCAACAACCUGUGGGACGGGGCCAGGAAGACUCUGGCUACUCUGUGGGACGGACAUGGAGCCAUCUGGCAUGGCUAUGAGAUUCAUGGGAUGGAGAAGAUCCCAGACAAAGGACCAGCACUGAUCGUGUACUAUCAUGGAGCCAUUCCAAUAGACUACUACUACUUCCUGGCUAGUGUCAUCAUCCAGAAGGGCCGGACCUGCCACUCUGUAGCGGACCACUUCCUCUUCAAGAUCCCAGGUUUUAAGUUGCUGUGCGAGGUGUUCAGUGUGAUUCACGGUCCUCAGGAGGAAUGUGUGCGAGCACUGAAGAACGGUCACCUGUUGGGGAUUUCUCCCGGUGGCGUGCGGGAGGCUCUGUUCAGCGAUGAGACCUACCCUCUUCUCUGGGGCAAACGCAGAGGCUUCGCGCAGGUCGCCAUCGACUCUCAAGUGCCAGUUAUUCCGAUGUUCACUCAGAAUCUGCGGGAAGGCUUCAGAUCUCUGGGAAAUUUAAGAUUUUAUCGCUGGGUGUAUGAGAGGUUUCGUUUCCCUGCAGCGCCGGUUUAUGGAGGAUUUCCUGUGAAGUUUCGAACCUUCCUCGGUGAUCCGAUCCCCUACGACCCCAAUGUAAAUGCUGCAGAGCUAGCAGAGAAAGUGCAGCAGGCGGUCCAGUCUCUGAUAGACCAGCACCAGCAGAUCCCAGGGAACAUCCUGAGAGCCUUACUGGAGAGAUUUCACUCCAAAGUCAAAGACCAUUAACAUCAGCAGCACAAACUGUCCAGAGUGACCAAAACAACGUUCAGGUCAGACGGCCUCAGCGGGCACAGCUUCUGUCGCCUGACAUGUUUGAAUAUUUGCACAACCCCCUCCCCCCCAGAGUGCAGACGCUGAGGGUCUCCUGCAUGCACAUUUGUUGUACUGCCUGUUGCUGAAAUGUAUUUUUGAACCAUUUGUUUUGAAUCUGCUCAUUCCCAGAACUGAUCUGUGUAAGAGUUCCUGGAGGUGUGUUAUUGGACGAGACAAUAAUCACACUUAAAAAAAAAAAUAACACAUGAACAAUAUCUUAUUCCAGUUGUUCCUAAAUCUUUGUCACCAUUAAUUACAGCGUGUUGAUUUGCAGAUGGACCUCAGUUAGACUUCUGGUUAAAUGACACUGGUGUGUCAUGGAUGUUUGAGGAUCAUUUAAUACUCUGAUGAUGUAUCAGGAGGCGUGACAGAGAGAGAGUGAGAUAAGAUGUCUGCUGAUCUCUAAACCUCUCUAAACAUUUAACAAACUCCAGUAUGGCAGAUGAAUCAAAGUGUUUCAAUAACAAGCU